Macrobrachium nipponense is the source of this 2392-nucleotide messenger RNA. Its product is annotated as pyrokinin-1 receptor-like. Gene Ontology annotation, molecular function: neuromedin U receptor activity. Lineage: Eukaryota; Metazoa; Arthropoda; Malacostraca; Decapoda; Palaemonidae. Gene Ontology annotation, biological process: neuropeptide signaling pathway. Gene Ontology annotation, cellular component: plasma membrane. The record is from RefSeq and is a predicted model, not a curated record.
ACUUCAGCGACUUCCCCGAAGGAGGCGCUGCCGGCGCCGCCGCCGAGGCGCCCGGAGCCCCAGGAGUGGAAGAGGAGGAGGAGGAGGAGGGAAGGGAAUCCUUACAACCACGACUUCAGCAUGACCAUCUCCAUGACGGUGAUCUACAUCCUGAUCACGAUCACGGGGGUGCUCGGCAACGUGGCCACCUGCAUCGUGAUCGUGCGGAAUCGCAUCAUGCACACGGCCACCAACUACUACCUCUUCUCGAUGGCCAUCAGCGACCUCCUGCUGCUGGCCUUCGGCAUGCCCGAGGAGAUGUACCUGCUGUGGUGGGGCCCGCCCUACGUCUUCGGCGCCGAGUUCUGCUUCAUCCGGGGCUUCACGGCCGAGAUCUCCACCAACGCCUCCAUCCUGACCAUCGCCGCCUUCACCGUCGAGCGCUACAUCGGCAUCUGCCACCCGCUGAGGUCGCACACCAUGUCGCAGUUGGGGCGCGUCAUCCGCUCCAUCGCCGUCAUCUGGGCGGUGGCCACGGCCUGCGCCGUGCCCAUCGCCAUCCAGUACGGCAUCGUGUACAUGCCCGCGCCCGACGGCAAGGCCGCCGACCCGAGCACUGCGACCUGCACCAUCAAGAAGCGGCUGAGCUGGGUCUUCGAGAUCUCGUCGCUGCUCUUCUUCGUGGCGCCCAUGCUGCUCAUCACCGUGCUCUACGCCUGCAUCGCCGUGCAGCUGCAGCGCUCGGCUCGCAUCGCUCGGUCCGUGCCCUCCAUCGACUCCCACAACUGCUCGUCCACGAACGACGGGUCUCGGAACAAGGCCGUCAUCAAGAUGCUAGUGGCGGUGGUGAUCGCCUUCUUCGUGUGCUUCGCGCCCCACCAGGCCCAGCGGCUGAUGGCCAUCCACGCAGACCCCAAGAGCACGGUGGCCCAGAAGCUCUUCAACGUCCUCUACAACAUCUCCGGGAUCUCCUACUACAUCUCCACCUGCGUCAACCCCAUCCUCUACCACAUCAUGAGCAACCGCUUCCGACAAGCCCUGCAGGUGACAUUAGAGAGCUGCUGUGGCAGACACCCCGGAGCAGGCGGAGGUAGGUGGUACCAGCCCACACGCUCUCAACAAAACCACAUCCUUGAACUUACAGACCAUACUUUCGUCUCCGAGGCCACCACUGUGGCGGCCGUCGGCGGCGGCGGCUCCUCCAAGGGGGCCAGCCCCCACCACCCCGCCCAGUACCCUCCUCAUCCUCCUCCUCCUCAUCACCAUCAUCCAUCCAGCACCGCCAAGAAGACCAACAUCAUCAUCCAGGAACUCAACGGCCUCCGGAAAGGCAGCAGCGGUGGCAAGAGGCGAUUCCUGGUUUCCUCCUCCGUCGUCCUCGAAGUCCUCGAAGUCCUCCUGGGGGGGGAUGGGAUUAGGCCGCCGGGGGAUCUCCAGAUUCAGACCCCUCUUCAAGCCCUACGGCAGAGCAGCAGCAGCAGCAGGCAGCCGGAAGUGAUCGAGAACCCCAUAGACACUUACGUGGCGGCCAAUAACAGCUCGACGACUCAACAAGGAAGAGGGUCUCGGAAACGGAGCCAAUCCGACAGCCUCCUCAGCGGGGGAUCGAUCAGCAACUGCUCGAUGACCCACGUGGAGCAGGAGUUCACUCAGAAGGAGCUGGCCGAGGUCAUGGGGCGCAUGAAGAACAUGGAGAACAAUCUGGAUGUCUGAGAGAGAGAGAGAGAGAGAGAGAGAGAGAGAGAGAGAGAGAGAGCUGCUGACGCAACGGCGGAGGAACGAGAGAUGUCGCGAAUGUCAAUUAAGACGAAGAAUAUAAACACCUUGACUUGAGGAAUCAGAACGUCUGAGACAAUCAUAAUAAUCACAAGAACUGCGACGUUACGAUGAUAACGAAGAAUAUAAAUGAAAACGAAAUACAAAAAAACACACACUUCCAACGCCAGGACCAGGAAAAAAACGAUGACGGCGCAGCAGAAGCAGAAGCAGCAGCAGCAGCAACAGAAAUAGACGGUCCUCCGUUUCAAACCAGACGUCGACCACCAAGCUUUUAUUUUCGCGACGACGCGAAUGUUAAACCAGAUCAAAAAAGAUUCACGUGAAAGGACGGACGGAGAUCAUUCCCGUUAAAGGAAAUGAGUCAUUACUGAGCUAUUAUUAUUAUAAUUAUUAUUAUUAUUAUUAUUAUUAUUAUUAUUAUUAUUAUUAUUAUUAUUAUUAUUACUAUUACAUUAAUACUUCUACGGGAGUCUGAUUCAGUCAGUAGUUCGUGUGAGAGUAGUAUUACAUUAUUAACAAGACGAUUCUCAAGUAGAUUAGCUUACUUCUCUCACUCUCUAUGAAAACUUAUAUAAAGUAAUUCAUAUAUAUAUAUUCCAUAUUCUAUGUACCAUGUUUCAUUAUACAAAUACAU